Molecule: messenger RNA, 4841 nt
Organism: Amblyraja radiata (thorny skate)
Lineage: Eukaryota; Metazoa; Chordata; Chondrichthyes; Rajiformes; Rajidae
Gene: palld
Product: palladin, cytoskeletal associated protein
Exons: 21
Coding region: 219-4427 (1402 amino acids)
Molecular function (GO): protein kinase activity
Source: RefSeq, a predicted model, not a curated record
CAGGGCACACGACAGAUGUGAGCCGUGGCGGGCCGUGACUGCCCUCACUGCAGACCCCAACCGAGGCCCGGCGAGGAGUGACCACGGAAAAGGAGUUGAGGGGGAGGGAGGUGGUGUGGGAGGAUCUGGCGGAGGAGAAUCGUCCACAAGAUCCGCUGGUCGGCUGGACCUAAAGCUGCUUGUUGUCGGCAGUGGUGUUACACAGUGAAGGGGAAAGCAUGCAAGACGGUGCUUGUGAGCAUGCCGUUCCCCUCUCUCAGAUGCUGAAGGAGGCUUACUCAUCUGGACAAGUCCCGCUGGACACUUACUGCGACAGCAUGAUGUCGGAGUCUUCGUCGCACGACAUGUACUUUGACUCUCUCUCAGACUUGCACGAGGAUGGCCUGGCCGGCAGCCCUGUCCUGGAUCUCUCGGCUUUUCUCAACCAGGAGGAGAUGAGCAAGAGCCUGGACCUGGCCCGGGUGGCCAUUGCUGAGAACACAUCAGAAGAUGCCGAGGAGCCGGAGCUGGAGGACAUCUCCCCCUACCUCCGCCUCCGCCCUCCCAUCGGGUUGCCGGCGCGUCCGAGCGGCCUCUCCUCCCCUGGGAUCAUCGGACGGCCAGAGCCCUCCAGCAAGAAUGCCGAGGUGAACGUUACUGGGAUGUCCCACAGCCCGCGGAAGACCGGCACACCAAAGCCCCCCAGCUGUGAGGUCUUCCUGGGAGAAUCGGACUCGCACUGGGAAACCUCCUCCCACAAGCCGGAUCCCACCCACAAUUCCGAGACCAGGGAGGCGCCCAUCGUCCAAAGCCAGAAUCCUCCCAGGAAUGAGUUCUGCAACAAAGCAGUCUCCUUCAUUGAGGAGCUAUCGUCCAUCUUCAGGACCGUCCGUCCUCGCCACUCGUCCCAGCAGAAGAACAAGACCAACGAGGGGGACAGCUCGUCCCCGGACAGCGGCUACCUCUCGCCGAAGAGCCACAGUAAAAUCGCUGGGGAAACAGGAGCCGCGGGGUCCAGUCUGCGUCCGGCGCUCGACUCGGAGUCCGGCGUCAAGAGCUGCUCGGCGGAGCAAGAACAUGAUGCCGAGGACAAGACGGCAGAAGGAGAUCUGCCCGGCACUGCUGGAUCAGCCCCCAGAUUUACCCAGAAGUUGAGGAGUCAGGAAGUCACUGAAGGAAGCACGGUGCGACUGGAGUGUAGAGUCUUGGGGAACCCUCAACCUCUGGUCAGAUGGUUCUGUGAGGGGAGGAAGUUGGAGAACACACCUGACAUCCAGAUAUUCCAGGAUGGCGAUCUCUGUACGUUAGCUAUUGCGGAGGCCUUCGAGGACGAUACGGGUCGAUACGCCUGUACGACCACCAACUGCUUUGGAACUGACAGUACGUCUGCUGAGAUUUACGUCGAAGGUGCAUCAUCCACGGAUUCCGAGGGCGAGGGAGAGAUGUUUCACUCACAACCGGGCGGCACGCCGCAGUCCCAAAAGAAGACAACCUCAGUGUCCUUGACGAUAGGAUCCCCUCACUCAAAGAAGACAGCGGGUGGUCCUGAUGUCCAACAGGUCCGCUCUACUCUGGUCCAAUCCAUUUCCAUCCCGGCUCCCCAGAUCCAGAGUCCCCCACCGUGUUUACCGGUCCAGGAUGGAGUUUCCUCUCCUGUUUUUACAAAGGUCCUACAAGACAUCAAUGCAUCAGACGGUCAGGUCGUGGUUCUGGAAUGUCGGGUGAAAGGCUCACCUCCUCUUAAAGUCCAAUGGCAGAGGCAAGGAACAGAAAUCGAAGACUCGCCAGAUUUCCGAAUCCUUCAGAAAAAGCCUCGGACAACGCUCGAUCCCGCCGAAGAGAUCUGCACCCUCAUGAUUGCGGAAACCUUUGCGGAAGAUGCUGGAACAUUUACUUGCAUAGUCACCAAUCCCUUUGGCUCUGUGUCCUGCAGUGCUGACCUCACGCUGUGUCCAGGAAUUGAUGUUUCCUCAAAUAAUGGAAAUGGCGUCAUGAACCAUCUCAGCCCAUCUCCUCAGACUGAAAUUAGUUCUCUGGAACUGCCUCCCAAGAGGAUAGUGGACCCUGUCCAAGUGAACAGCCUUGAGAUCAAACCAAGCGUGGCUGCCUUCCAUCUGGAGCUGAACUCAGCCGACCAUAAGCACAACGGCACAUCAUCCAGGCAAGAGCUCAACGGACCAAGCUAUGGACAUCCCACGCAGCCCAUCGUCCCACUACUCUCACCCAUAAAGGAACCGCCACCCCUCGCUGUCAAGCCCAAGCUUGAUCCACUGAGACUACAGCAACUGCAGAACCAAGUGUUGCUGGAACAACAAGCAGGAAAACAAGGCCAGCAGUCGCUCGAGCUCUUGCUGUCCUCUCCAACCUCCGCCCAGCCACCCCCUGCCCCCAUGAGUGUGCUCAACCCUCACACUCCACCAGCCAUGCAGCAAACAACAACCUUCAAUUACGCUCGGCCCAAGCAGUUCAUUGCCGCUCAAAGCCUCUCAUCUUCUGCCGGGUAUCUGUCUCCUUCUGGGUCUUCGGGUUCUAACCUGUCCUCACCCCUCUCUCCCCCCGCUACUCACAGACCCUUUAACCGGGUGGUCUUGCCUCUCUCCCAGGGGGAGGGCGAUCAGCGACGCUCCGGCUCCGGCUCCGGCUCCGGCUCUCCCUGGGGCCCUUCGUCGCCCUCCCCGCCGCUUCCCCCGCCGCCCCCCAUCCAAAGCCCCUCCGCUUUCUACCCGCUGGACUCCUACCCUCUGCCUCCCCCGCCUCCACCGCUCCUAGCCUCCCCGUUGCAGCCCCACUACCUCUCACCCUCCGCCGGCAGGGCCUCCCCCCACUCCGGCCAGUCGCCUGCGGCUUUCCUCAGCUCCAUGUUGCCAUCAAAGCCGGCCGUGUUGCCCGUCAACGCUCUGGGCCUGCCUAAAGGAGCCAUGCCAAUAACCCCGCAAAGCCUGAAGAGAAACAGCAGAACUCCUCGCCUGGCCACGGACGAAGAAAUCCAGGGAACAAAGGAUGCGGUCAUUCAGGAUCUGGAGAGGAAACUACGCUUCAAAGAUGAGCGCGUCAGCAAUGGGCAGAGACUGACCUAUGAAGAAAAGAUGGCCCGGAGGCUUCUCGGAGCCGACAAUGCCGCCACGGUGUUCAACUUUCAGGAGGCCGAGGAAGACCAAGGGGCCCAGCAGGACUACAAAGUCUCCUCCUUUGAGCAGAGGCUGAUCAGCGAAAUCGAGUUCCGUCUGGAGCGCUCCAAUACUGACGAGUCGGAUGACGAGGUCUUCCAUGACGAGCUGCCUCCGCAGUGCUCGGCGCCGACCUUAGAGAAGAAGCUGAAGCACAUCAAGCUGUUCGAGGGCAAUCCCUUCACCUUCACCUGCAAAGUCAGCGGGCAGCCCAUGCCUAAGGUUUACUGGUUCAAAGACGGCAAUCAAAUUUCCAAGCGUAGCGAGCAUUACCAGAUUGGCCGCGAGCCAGACGGGACCUGCUCCCUCCACACCAAAGCUGCCACGUUGGAUGAUGACGGAAAUUACACCAUCAUGUUGGCUAACCCACAGGGUAGGAUAAGUUGUACGGGAAGGCUGAUGGUCCAAACCGUGAGCCAGAGAGGACGUUCCCCUCGCUCUCCUGCCGGACAAUCACCAGGGAGAAGACCUCGAUCUCGCUCCAGGGAUAGCGGAGAGGAAGCAGAAUCCAUCCAGGAGCGUUUCUUCCGACCUCACUUCCUGCAGGCUCCGGGAGACAUGGUCAUUCAGGAGGGGAAGCUCUGCAGAAUGGACUGCAAGGUAAGUGGGCUUCCGACUCCUGACCUGAUCUGGCAGCUGAACGGGAACCAGAUCUGUCCCGACAGCAGCCACAAGAUGCUGGUGCGUGAGAACGGCGUGCACUCCCUGGUCAUCGAGCCCGCCACUGCCAGAGACGCCGGCAUGUACACUUGUAUCGCCACCAACCGAGCCGGCCAGAACUCCUUCAAUCUCGAGCUGGUGGUCGCAGCCAAAGAGAUGGUCAGAGCGCCGACAUUUAUAGAGAAGCUUCAAAACACUGGGGUGGCAGAAGGACAUCCCAUAAGGGUAGAGUGCCGAGUUGCUGGAGUGCCUUACCCACAGAUCUUCUGGAAGAAAGACAACGAAUCUCUGACCCAGAACACUGAGCGAGUGAGCAUGCACCACGACAACAGGGGUUACCUCUGCCUGUUAAUCCAACCAACCACGAAGGAGGAUGCUGCCUGGUACACUGUCUCUGCGAAGAAUGAGGCUGGGAUAAUAUCGUGUACAGCUAAGCUGGAUGUCUAUUCUCCUCAAUGGCACCAGACGCCAGUUUCGAAGCCGAAGAAAGUGAGACCUUCUGCCAGUCGCUACGCGGUGUUGACCGAUCAAGGGCUGGACAUCAAGUCGGCCUUCCUGCCCGAAGCCAACCCUAUCCACCUCGCCACUCAAACCAGCCUGGUGGAGAGCGACGACCUGUAGAUGAACUCUCGGAGAAAGCAAGAAGGGGUGUUGGGAUUACACAGCAGCAGCACGAGAGAGAGGGAGAGAGAGAGAGGGGUGGGGAGGGAAGCAAAACCACCUCUCGGGACAAACGACCAAACCCCUGGCCGUCAUUUCCUAAAGUCAGGACGCACCGAGAAAACCUUUUAUCUUUCAAUUUCAUACAAACAGCAAGAGACCACGGCGAAUUAUCAGACUAUCAACUGUCGGGGGAGAAGGUUUUGCUGAUCGGACGAGGGUUGGAUUUGGCACGUACACCCAUUUGUCGCCCAUGCCUCACCUUGCACGGCUAAAUUGUGUCCUAAGCAUUUUGCUCCACAGUGGCUAUGAGUUAUUAUUAGUGGUUAUGUGCACAUUAGUAAAAAUGAUAUUAAAAUACACAUAAUUAUUGUA